GUCAGUGUUACUUUAAACAAAGAUUGAUAAUAGGAAGCUGAUCCUAGAUCAGUGGCGCUCGAGACCAGAGAGGAAAUAUCGCGUUACUGUCCUUUUUUUUCUCUCUACCUCAACCACCACCACUACUGAAAACCACUACUAUUUCUCCCCUCCGUCUCUGUCGCUCCACUAUCUCCCUUUCCCUUUGAGUUUACGAGAUCUCCUCCCGAAACCUGAGCGAGGCAGUCACGGAAAAGAGAGGCGAAACCCUCCUGCACAACAUGGCUGCAAUUGUAACCUCGACCAGAUUUACAGACGAAUAUCAGCUGUACGAAGAGCUCGGAAAGGGUGCCUUCUCCGUUGUCCGGCGAUGCGUUAAAAAGUCCAACGGCCAGGAAUUUGCUGCUAAAAUUAUCAACACAAAAAAACUAUCAGCAAGAGAUCAUCAAAAACUGGAACGAGAGGCCCGCAUCUGUCGCCUGCUCAAACACCCUAACAUAGUACGACUACACGAAAGUAUCUCAGAGGAAGGCUUCCAUUACCUCGUCUUUGACCUUGUCACCGGUGGAGAGCUGUUUGAAGACAUUGUUGCCAGAGAGUAUUACAGUGAGGCUGAUGCCAGCCAGUGCAUCAAUCAGAUCCUGGAGAGUGUCCACCACAUGCACCAGCAUGACAUUGUGCACAGGGACCUCAAGCCAGAGAACCUGCUCCUGGCCAGUAAGCUGAAGGGAGCCGCGGUGAAGUUGGCUGACUUUGGGCUGGCCAUCGAGGUGCAAGGAGACGAGCAGGCGUGGUUUGGUUUUGCAGGCACUCCGGGCUACCUCUCUCCAGAGGUCUUGAGGAAGGACCCCUACGGCAAGCCAGUGGAUAUCUGGGCAUGUGGUGUGGUCCUGUACAUUCUCCUGGUGGGCUACCCUCCCUUCUGGGAUGAGGACCAGCACAAGCUCUAUCAGCAGAUCAAGGCUGGGGCCUACGAUUUUCCCUCCCCAGAGUGGGACACAGUGACCCCCGAAGCCAAGAACCUGAUCAACCAGAUGCUGACUAUCAACCCUACCAAGAGGAUCACUGCUGACCAGGCCCUCAAGCACCCAUGGGUCUGCCAACGCUCCACUGUGGCUUCCAUGAUGCAUCGUCAAGAGACCGUGGAGUGCCUGCGCAAGUUCAACGCCAGGAGAAAACUCAAGGGAGCCAUCCUUACCACCAUGCUGGUGACCAGAAACUUCUCAGUGGGCCGACAGCACACCAGCCCCGCAGCCACCACCAGCACGGCUGCUCUGGCUUCAGAAGCAUGCAAAAGUUUACUAAACAAAAAAUCGGAUGGUGGAGUGAAGCCGCAGACAAACAACAGUAAAAACAGUGUAGUGAGCAGUACCAGCAGCACCAAAGACAGCAGCAUAUCAUCUUCAGCACCAAUGGAACCACAGACCACUGUUGUGCACAACCCAGCUGACGGCACCAAGGGCUCCACAGAGAGCUGUAACACCACAGAAGAGGAGGAUGUGAAAAGUAGAAAAGUGUCUGCGUGCGGGUCUAGCGCGGACAGCGCAAUGGUCAGCCAGUGCAGUGCCAGUGAGGAACAGAGCCAGCCCCCUCACUGCCUACCCACCUCUCGCAAACAAGAGAUCAUCAAGAUUACCGAGCAGCUGAUUGAGGCCAUCAACAACGGAGACUUUGAGGCUUACACGAGAAUCUGUGACCCCGGGCUAACCUCGUUUGAACCCGAAGCUUUGGGAAACCUGGUGGAGGGCAUGGACUUCCACAAAUUCUACUUUGAGAACUUGUUGAGCAAGAACAGUAAGCCGGUCCACACCACCAUCCUGAAUCCCCAUGUGCACCUGAUCGGGGAAGACGCGGCCUGCAUCGCCUACAUCCGCCUGACGCAGUACAUCGACAGCCAGGGACGACCGCGCUCCUGCCAGUCAGAGGAGACUCGCGUGUGGCACCGCCGCGACGCCAAGUGGCUCAAUGUGCAUUUUCACUGUUCAGGAGCGCCUGCCGCACCUCUCCAGUGAACCUUUACCACACAGCUUUGCCUGAAUUCUGAAGCCGAUUGGAACAUUUCCUCUCAUUGGUUGGAUUGGCGCCUGGAGCCCGGCCGGAAGAGACCGCUUGAAGUUUACAAUCCUUGGGGGAAAAAAAUAAAAUCAAUUAUAUUUAAAAGCCAACCGACAACACCACCAUAACCAAUCCAGUCCAACCCUAGCUAGAUGUUGGGGGCCCGGCUGGGGCCGAGACCCUCCCCUCAGGACAGUGCAUGUUCUGACGCCCACAGGGGGGCGUGGUCUUGUUCUUUUUCCAUGGAUCCAUAUUUUUUGCCCUUUGUUUGGAAAGGUGUUUAAAGUAUUAACAUAUGUACAAAAAAUGUCACAUUUAAUCAACAACAAUGAUUAAAUAUGAAUUGUCUAUAUAAAAAAGGAGCACACACCCUAAUAUUAGUGGUGGUUGUUUUUUGGUUUUGUUUCACAAUGAAUCUAGUUGUUUUCUUUCUUUUUUUGGAUGCAAACAAAUGCUAGGAGGGAAAAUGUAAGAAAAAAACUAAAUGAUGAUACUUAGUAUUAGAAUUAAGAACACCAAAGUGUAGACUUUAGGCCUCUUUAGGCAUUUAAAUACAUUGUCUUAAUGUAGAUGUAUGUUUUUAUGGGUUAGGUGGGUUUCAGAAGGGACAGUGUUUUAGUAUUCAUAUGUGUUAUUGUGGAACUCUUCAUUUUUAUCCCCUGAAUGAUGCUUUAUUUGAAGGUAUUUUGUGUUUGAAGAGGAUCAUUUUUAAAUGGGGACUUUAUUUAAUAUAGUAAUGUAUACAUCGAUAUUUAUAAGGAGAAAGGGAAAAGACUCUUUACUUUCAGAGUUUGGAGAAUGGAUGUGUGUGUGAGUAUGUGUGAGAGUGAAUGUUCUCCUGUCCCUAUUCAGGCUCUUUUGCAGUUUGAGAUCCCGUGUACAUACACACACUCUCACACAAGGCCCAAACUCCAGGCCCCUGUGCUGUGCCCUUUGGGUCUAUAAACCAGCCUGCUCCUCCAGCUUCAGCCACAAUCUCCUGACCAGCACAAUCUGAAGUUGCAGAACACUACCAUCGGUUUUCAGUGCUGAGUUUGCCAUCUUCCUUUUGGCCUCUAGAGGGCACAUGACACAGUCAGUCAAGCCAACUGAUACUAUUCUGACAAGAGGCCCCAACCCACAAACUCUGAAAGCUCGGAUACCUCUCCCUUGUAUCGUUUCCUACUAUGAUUUUAGCAUGUUUGAUCAAUUUGGGGGGGUUGUCUAAAAUGGCCUGUACUGUUUUGCACAUAAAUUUGAGACUCAAUGCUGUUCUGUUCACUCCCCAGGUGAACGUUUCUGCAACUUCAGGUUAAGCUCGCCCACUCCUGGGGUCUCUACCUGUGUUUCUAUAGCGAGCGACCCUACUAAUCAGCUGUUUAGCUUUUAGUGCCACUCAGUGUGACGAUGUCACCCUUUGCCUGUCUCUUGUUUUGGUCCCCGUCCUGUUCUCUAACGUAUAUCAUCUUUCUUUGCUUGCCGUACCUCUCUUUAAAAGCAUGUGAAAAUGAGAAUGCAGUAAAGUGGGGUGCUGAGUUGACCCGUGGCAUGUCAGACCUCUGGCUGGGCAUAAGAUUGGAUGGGACGGUGGAGGCUGGGUGAUCUGGCUGGGUGAUCAUUACAUAAGAUGGGACGGUGGAGGCUGGGUGCUUGGGAGCCACGGUGAAAGCAAUCAAUGGAUUGGUCCCUUUGUCACGGUUUCCAUUGUAACUGUUCUAGAUGUUAGUGUUCUUACUGGUGGUAUUAUUAUGAGUGAUCUGAGUUUUCUUUUGAGAUUGGAGCUGAAAUAUGGGGAGUCAGUUGAGGUGAGGGAUGGGGCUCAGGCUGCUAGCAAAUCACACCCUGUCCAACCCCCCCACACACAUGCAGAUAAUGCCACAAUACACAUGGAAUCAACACUUACGGUGUACUCCCAAUGCAAAUUAUAUUUGAAUAUAUAUGGACAGACACACAAAAUAAACACACUCGAAACAGUCUCACUUUAAAAAACAUAUCUUUGUGUUGAUGGUAAAACAUUGGAACACUGUUUUUCACCGUGUUGUAGAAACUUGUGUGUGACUUCGUACCGCCAGUGGGGUGAAGCUUGCCGUUUACCCCUUCACUUCUGUGCUAAGCAGCUCCAUAGUACUCGUGUUCCAUUCAACCUGUCAAAGGCUGGGUACCAAAAAGCUGAAAAAACAACCUACCGAUGAUAUCAAAAAUGAUAUCAAAACGUGUUGAAGGAAACAUGUUAAAACAAAACUUGUGCUCUGUUUUUAUUACGAGUCACACGUGGCCCCGCCCACCCUAUUGCUUGUGCUGCUGGGUGUUGUGACAUAUCUGCCAUGAGACUAUUCCCCUUUGCACCAUGACGUGAUGUAUACAGUACUGAACUAUGUGAUGUUUUUUGGAGUAGUUUUCCCUGACUUUGCGCUGUGGGCAUUGACCUCUCUCCCCCACCGGGCCUGAUGCUUCCAUUCAUUGUGUGUUCACACAGCCAUGGGAAUGUUCAUGUAAAAGAGUAUAACCAUCCAGUUUAUUUUAAUUCUUAAAAAUAAUUCAAAGGGAAGAAGAGGAGAGAAAUAGUAGUUACUGAGGGAAGGACAGUUAACCUUUGAUUAUACUAUACCUUACUGGCAGCAGGAUAGGGAGAGAGACUUGCUAUACAAAAAAAUUUAAAAAAAAGAAUAAUGAAAAAUAAAUAUUAAAAGCCAGACUUUAAUAACAAAAAUAUAUAUGCAGUUUUUUGAGGAAAAAUAUGCAUGUCUUCUUUCUAGUAAUAUUUUUUACUGUCUGUGUUUACUUAAGAAAUGGAAAUCUAUAUAUGUUACCUGCACCUUCAAGGUCAAUGAAAAUGGCUCUGUCUCAAAUAUUGAAAUGAAGUGAUGUAUCACGUAAAGAAAAAAGUACAAAAAAAGCCUUAGCUUGGUAUGUUUCUCUUUAUUUGUAAAUGUACUGCAUUGUAACCAUAUAGUGAGGGGAUGCAUAUGACUAUACUCUGAGUUUUCAUUUAGAUGCUGGAUUUUUGCAUGACCAUAAAAUAAAGAAAAUCAUUACUUUAAAACUAUCAAGUGUUUGUUUGAAUGUUAGUAGAUCAUAUCUUUGUUAUUUAAACAAGAAACAUUGAAUAAAAAUAACAUUUCAACAUAA
Messenger RNA from Salmo salar (Atlantic salmon), 5142 nucleotides. RefSeq names its product calcium/calmodulin-dependent protein kinase type II subunit gamma. Gene Ontology annotation, biological process: protein phosphorylation. The record is from RefSeq and is a predicted model, not a curated record. Gene Ontology annotation, molecular function: ATP binding; calmodulin binding; calcium/calmodulin-dependent protein kinase activity. Lineage: Eukaryota; Metazoa; Chordata; Actinopteri; Salmoniformes; Salmonidae.